Messenger RNA from Branchiostoma floridae (Florida lancelet), 2300 nucleotides. Its product is annotated as vesicular integral-membrane protein VIP36-like. Gene Ontology annotation, biological process: endoplasmic reticulum to Golgi vesicle-mediated transport; endoplasmic reticulum organization; Golgi organization. Gene Ontology annotation, molecular function: D-mannose binding. Gene Ontology annotation, cellular component: endoplasmic reticulum membrane; Golgi membrane; COPII-coated ER to Golgi transport vesicle. The record is from RefSeq and is a predicted model, not a curated record. NCBI's taxonomy places the organism in Eukaryota, Metazoa, Chordata, Leptocardii, Amphioxiformes, Branchiostomatidae.
CGUGUUUCCUCGCGAUAUCGCGCGAGACUGUACAGUUUUUCAAAGAUGGCGGUGAUGGCGUUGCUCACGAGGUGUUCUUGUGUGUUGUCGGCGUUUUUCGCCGUCCUCGCCGUCCAGGCACAGACCAUGAACCCCGGAGACUACAUGAAGAGGGAACACUCACUCAUGAAGCCAUACACAGGUACCGGCAGUAUGAGCAUCCCCCUGUGGGACUUUGGCGGCAGCACCAUGGUUACAGACAAGUACGUGCGGUUAACUCCCGACCACCAGAGCCGACGGGGCUCACUCUGGAACCAAGUGCCAUGUUUUGUACGGGAUUGGGAGAUGCACGUCCACUUCAAGGUGCACGGCCUCGGGAGCAGUCUGUUCGGGGACGGGUUCGCUGUGUGGUACGUCAAAGACAGGAUGCAGCUAGGUCCUGUGUUUGGGAACAAAGACAACUUUGUGGGUCUGGCCAUCUUCUUUGACACUUACAGUAACCACAAUGGGCCACACAAUCAUCAACACCCGUACGUCUCCGCCAUGGUGAACAACGGUUCCCUGACGUACGACCACGACCGAGACGGUACGCACACCCAGCUGGCGGGAUGUCACGCCCAGUUCCGUAACAAGGAUCACGAAACGCACGCCGCCAUCAGAUACAUGUCCUCACAACAGAGGCUAACGGUUAUGGUUGAUGUUGAUGACAAGAACGAGUGGAAGGAGUGUUUUGACGUGACAGGAAUCCGCCUGCCACAGGGGUACUACUUUGGUGCUUCAGCUGCAACUGGCGACCUGGCAGACAACCAUGACAUCAUCUCCCUGAAGAUGUACGAGCUGGACACGCCCAAACAGGACGACCUGCCCAACUGGAAGGAGCCGGGGGCGGACUUCUUUGCACCUCCUAGAGAUCACCUUGAUGACCCAAGAGGCUUUAAAAAUAUUUCGCUCUCCGGUUGGAAAAUGGCGGCCAUCGUGUUCUGCGGGCUGCUGGGAGUGGUAGUCUGCAUCGUGGUCGGAGUCGUAGUUUUCCAAAAACGACAAGAAAGAAACAUGAAGAGAUUUUACUAAGUACAAGAGUUUAGAAAUACAAGAUGGAGGUGUGCAAUGGUGGAUUGCAUUAAAUAUGUGUUGGGUAUAUUAGCGUUCUCCUACACAGAUUUGAAUCUGCAUCCUAAAACUCUGCUUAGUCUGUACUCUGCUUGACUACCCUACCCUUUUUACUACUGCGGGCGUCGCCACUUACCAGCGAUCGGCGAAUCAUUUUGUGUUGUCCAAAGGGAAAUCUUGUGCCAAAUAAGGCAUGCUCAUUAAUAUUCAUGACCAAGAUGGCCUUUUUUUAACAUACCGCAGCAUUCCACCUAUGUUGCUCGACAGCCUUUUCUGCCUCAGAACUUGUUUAUCAGGUACCAAGUUUGAGAUCCUAAGGUGUAGAGAGUGAUUUUGUCAUCACUGAAUACUACCCGAAAACACUUUGAAACCAUCACCUUCUUGCUGAAAGAAGAAACAUUUUGUCAGCCUGCAUGCUGGCCAUAUUGGAUGUUUAAAAUCUAAGUGCUGUGCACUGAUUGGCUUGGGCCAAAUAAAGCAAGCUCAUUAAUAUUUAUGAGUAAGAUGGGUCUAUAGUGGUACCCAUAGGUUGAUCAAGCAGAGGUGAAUACAGAGGAGUUUCUAUGAUGCAGGUUCAGCUCUGCAGUAGGAGAAUGAGAUACAGGGGCCAUGUCAAAUUUCAAAGUUACCCUAUAAACGUAAAGCUUUUUAUAGUCCAUCAGCAAACUCGAAUUCUCCAGCUUUUGUAGUGUCUGGCCGAGAACAAUGAUUUAUGAAUGGGGGUCUGCAUGAAUUUUUCUGCAAGCUAUUUUAAGUCUCUGUCAAUCGUAGCUGGUGCGCUCUAAUUCAACGUUAAACCUUUGAGCAUUGUCAGUGAAUUGUUUGUGAAGCGUAGUUUAUUUCUUUCACUUCUAUGCGGCACGUUAUUUAUAAGCAUUACAAACAAAAAUUAUUUGUAUUGUGAAGUUGAAUGCCAGAUUUCCUAAUGGCCAGAACCAUUUCCUAUUGGUGUUCAUUUUCUAGUUCUGCUACACACCCCAACAAAUACAAUGAAACAAUCCAAUAAAUUCAUUUCCCAGCACCUUUCCUCCAUAACUGUCAUGGGUACUCAAAAUUUACCAUUAAGCAGUGCCAGAAUUGCCCCAUGCAGACCCUCAUGAGUAUUUGAUGAAGUGAUAAAUACAAGUAUGAAAAAAAAACUAUUACAAGUAAGGUACAUGCUCAGUCUGUCAGUUAUGUUUGCCCAUUCUGUUACUUUUCCUGAUGCUACC